Oryzias melastigma (Indian medaka) is the source of this 828-nucleotide messenger RNA. RefSeq names its product keratin, type II cytoskeletal 2 epidermal. The record is from RefSeq and is a predicted model, not a curated record. NCBI's taxonomy places the organism in Eukaryota, Metazoa, Chordata, Actinopteri, Beloniformes, Adrianichthyidae. The transcript has 4 exons. Bases 133 to 759 code for a protein of 208 amino acids.
GUUUCUCUUGACCAGCUGUUCACACUCAACAAUCAGCUCUAAGGAUCACAUAAAAGCAGGUCUGGCUGGUUGGAGUUUCAGUCACAGCUUUCUGAGCUUUUGGUUGAUGUGGUAGUUGUCAACUGCAUCAGAAUGAGGUUUCUGUGGAUUUCAUUUCUGCUCUUUGGAUGUGUCUCCUGUGUUCCUCAAGGAGGAAGUGGUGGUGGAGGAUAUCCUCCCUUCCCUGGACAAUAUCAAGCUGAGCCGGUCUAUGAAAGACCUUCUGGACAGUCUCCUGGUUAUAGUGGCUUUCCAGGAUAUUUCACUAGUGGAACCAACACAGCUGGAGGCAGUGGAAGUCCUUCAUGGUACACUGGUUCAUAUCCUGAGCAAGAACCAGCCAAGCCAACUUACCAGAGACCUGCACAGUCCAGUGGUCAAGGCAGCUACAGCGGUGGUGGCAGCAGCUACUCUGGUUCUGGAUCUCAACAGUCUGGUUCCCAGGGUGCUCAGUCUGGAGCUCCAGGUGGCCAGUACCAGGUUGAACAGGAGAGCUGGAGCUCAUCUGACGACAAUGAUGAGGAGCCAGAGUUCACUCCAGUGAGCGACGAGGAUCAAGUGUACGCUUUCAAGUCUCGCUCUCGCUACAACCAGAAACGGCUGCUGUUCAGCCAGUUCCGCUACACUCCAACAGAACCCCGUGUUCCUCAAGAACCAGUGUUCCCAUACCCCAGCAAGUCAUCUCAUCAGGGCAAAGGUUCAAUGAAAGGAAGCCGUUGAGGAUCUGAGGACCAUUGAUUACUUUUUGGAAUUUUUGUCCCAUACAGACAAUGAGCUAAUAAAAACACU